CACAAGUGUUAACUGAUCUAAUCUCAGAGAUGGCGAUGCAAUGCUAGAAAACAUCUCAUUUGUAAAUUCCAGCACCCCCGAAUUAUCUCCACUCAAGUUACCAACAAUCGGAUCGUCUUCUCAUACCCCGCCAUGGCUACUGUUACAUCAUCAAGCGCGACAGCUUCUGUCCUAAUCUCCUCACGAACCCCUUCUCGAACAGCCUCUGUCCCGAUUUCAUCACGAACCCCUUAUCUGCUCAUCUCCAACACUGUCCUAACAUCUCCCCACAUCAUCAAAUUCCGAACCCCAAACUCCCCACUCCUUUCUGUAAAAUGCUCUCCCGAUUCCACCACCAUCGUCGGCGAAUCUCAGUCUCCCGCUGCCAAUUCAGUUCAUUGCGAUGAAAAUCUCGACGAGAGCGCCGCUCUCGCGAUGUCGAAAAUCGGGUCGAGGGUUAGGGUUACGGCUCCGCUGAAGGUUUAUCACGUGCCUAAAAUGCCCGAGUUCGAGUUGGCCGGCCGAACCGGGGUGUUCAAACAGUACGUUGCGGUGCACAAGGGGAAGGAGAUCUCGGCCAACCUGCCUUAUAAAGUGGAGUUCCUGCUGGAAGGUCUGGACGGCCGCAAGGGACCCCUCAAGUUCUUCGCCCACCUCAGGGAAGACGAGUUUGAGUUUCUUGACUGAUCCCCCUCCCCCACCCACACCCCCACCAUUUCUGGUGAUUAUGCCCAAUUAGUGGAUUGAUUUGGAUAACAUGUACCGCUGCCUCUGUGAAUUGUGGAUAACAGAUGAAAUGCGUCUUGCUGUAUUCAUAUUAGCUUGUUCCCUUUGACGAAUUCACGAAUUGCAGUAGUAAUCCCUCAGUCCCUCCAUAUGAAAAUGAUCCCACAUUUCUU
Messenger RNA from Cuscuta epithymum, 878 nucleotides. The record is from the annotation of a GenBank genome assembly. NCBI's taxonomy places the organism in Eukaryota, Viridiplantae, Streptophyta, Magnoliopsida, Solanales, Convolvulaceae.